AUGGCUUUCACACUUCGUUCUUCCAUUUCUUUCAUUAAUCUGAAACACAAAAAUACCGCGAAAACUCCCAACGACUUCUCUGGCAUGGUUUGCUUUGCACAAAUCAGGCCAUCGUGCCGUCUCCAGGCAAAGAAUUCCAUGCAAGAAGCUCAACUGUCACGUGAGAGAACCUCAGUUUUUGAAGGAGAGAGAAAUGAGGAAAGAGAGAAGCUUCAUGGUUUAUCAAUUGUUCAUAGUAAAAAUGAUUCAAAGGUACCUGUCUUUGUGAUGCUGCCACUGGACACAGUAUCAGUUGGUGGGAACUUGAACAAGCCGAGAGCAAUGAAUGCAAGUUUGAUGGCGUUGAAAAGCGCUGGAGUCGAAGGAGUAAUGGUGGAUGCUUGGUGGGGUUUGGUGGAGAAAGAUGGACCUUUGAAAUACAACUGGGAAGGGUAUGCUGAGCUUGUGAAGAUGGUUCAAAAGCAUGGCUUGAAGCUCCAAGUUGUCAUGUCUUUUCAUCACUGUGGGGGGAAUGUUGGAGACUCCUGCAGCAUCCCUCUACCCCCUUGGGUGCUUGAAGAAAUCAGCAAGAACCCUGAUCUAGUCUACACAGACAGGUCAGGCCGGAGGAACCCUGAAUACAUCUCCUUGGGUUGUGAUUCAUUACCGGUGCUCAGAGGAAGAACACCCGUUCAGGUCUACUCCGACUACAUGAGGAGCUUCAGUGAAAGAUUCAAGGAUUACCUGGGGGAUGUUAUAGAGGAGGUUCAAGUGGGGAUGGGCCCUUGUGGAGAGCUGAGAUAUCCAUCCUACCCAGAAAGCAAUGGAACUUGGAGGUUUCCUGGAAUUGGAGAAUUUCAAUGCUACGACAAGUAUAUGAGGGCUUCAUUGGCAGCAUCAGCAGAGGCAAAGGGAAAGAAAGACUGGGGGCAAAGUGGACCUCAUGAUUCUGGCCAGUACAGACAGUUCCCAGAAGAAACCGGGUUCUUUCGGAGGGAUGGAACAUGGAACAGUGAGUAUGGGCAGUUUUUUCUAGAAUGGUAUUCCGGGAAGCUAUUAGAGCAUGGAGACAGAAUCCUAGCAGCUGCAGAGAGCAUAUUCCAAGGAACCGGAGCUAAACUAUCUGGAAAAGUAGCCGGAAUUCAUUGGCACUAUAGAUCAAGAUCUCAUGCAGCAGAACUAACAGCAGGAUACUACAACACAAGACAUCGAGAUGGUUACCUACCGAUAGCACGAAUGUUGGGCAAACAUGGAGUUGUUUUUAACUUCACAUGCACGGAGAUGAGAGACAGAGAGCAACCCGAUCAUGCGAAUUGCUCACCUGAAGGGUUAGUUCAGCAAGUGAAGAGGGCAGCUAAGACUGCUGGGACAGAGCUUGCUGGAGAGAAUGCACUGGAGAGGUAUGAUGCAGGAGCAUAUUCACAAGUAUUGGCAACAAGUAGGUCCGAUUCUGGAAAUGGAUUGAGUGCAUUUACAUACCUGCGAAUGAAUAAGCAGUUGUUUGAGCCAGAGAAUUGGCGGCAGUUGGUGGAAUUUGUGAAAAUCAUGUCGGAAGGUGGCCGGAAAACAAUACUUCCAGAGAGUGACUCAAGCAGGACAGACCUUUAUGUAGGGUUUGUCACAAAGACUAAAGCGAAGAAGGAGGCUGCCCUUGUUUAAACAUAUACCUGCAUAUUCAUGUAUAUUUUGAAUAAUUGCUACAUUCUAGUGCACUGAAAAAGAAAUAAAAAGUAAAAAGGAGAAAAAUAGCAUACAUUAUAUACUGUACAUUUGUUAUAAUGCACCAAGUCAAAACAAUGUUCAAGGCAAGAAAACUAUAAAAGUUUUCUCUAUAUUUCUACAACCAAUGGAAGAAAGUUUAAUCUGCUACCUUUCACUGUCCUGUUUAGGAAGUUGACAGUCUCAUUAUUUUGGGGCUCGGGGUGAUCAAUGGAAUUUUGAGUUAAUGAUUAGCACAAGUACAUUUCGUUUUUGUUCAUACUUUAUUGAAAUAAAGAGCAUUUUGGAAUUCCAAUCU
Molecule: messenger RNA, 1996 nt
Organism: Ilex paraguariensis (yerba mate)
Lineage: Eukaryota; Viridiplantae; Streptophyta; Magnoliopsida; Aquifoliales; Aquifoliaceae
Source: the annotation of a GenBank genome assembly